AGGAAGAUGCCCUUCAUACUUCAAUUAACUAUUCACAAGUGCACCUGAUGGAGAUGUACUUUGGAUGAGAUUCCCAGUCACUCAGAAGACUAUCGAUGCGGACAUUUGAGAAUGGAAAAUCCAGAAGCUACCCGUAAGAGUGCACCGAGAUGUAAUCACAGUUCAGGAACGUUUGAUUGCUGCGGGAUUCAGCCCAUUCACAUUGCGUAGACAGCUCAGGCCGGUACGUGCACAUGUACAUGCAUGUUGUAACUCUCAUAAGGAAAGUACGUGGUCCAAGUGACUUCUGACUUUGCUGGAAAAUCACUCAAAAUAAAUUGCUCAUAGGGGUUUCUUUCGGGGCCUUUUUCCGGAGGAUUUUUUCUCUGUCGGGCUUCUAUCUGCUUUUCCACUGGCAGUUUGUAAACGGUGAUAGGUUGUAGAACGCUCGAGGGUGACUCUAAACCUGUCCACAAGUAGGAUUAUGGAACGGUCCGAAACUCGCGUCGAUCAAGCAUUAUGAAGUAGGCGUUCUGUUUAUCGCAUGGGUGAUAUCGCGAGUUUGUGCGCCGGUUCCUGUUUACGCGCAUUCUCACAAUCAGACUAAAGACUGAGGGGUUUUGCACCGAAGAGCACGUUUGUCUCUGAUCUUAGGCUGUAACAGAAUCGGCGGGGAAGACAUCAACUGGUGCUGACUCCUUGUUUGCGUUUGCGCACGGGCCCCGGAUACACGGUCCGCUGCGCUCAUUUCCGUGAUAGUUUGUUCGUCAACCCGUCUCCCCCUCCUUUGCCCCUCGGAUUAUAUCGCACGGCUACCCACAGACGUCAAGCUCUUCCCUCUCCCACGGGCGAUAUGAACGCUCACUUCCCAUAAUCAGCCCCCGUGCUGGCACACCUGUAUUAUGUCGUCGAACAGCCAAGAAACAUCACCAGAACGAAGAUAGAGCCGGCACUUGCAAUGGACUUUCUGCGCUGUCGUCCGUGAUGGGAAGCAGGGACUACCCGAGCUGAAAUUACUUGCAGAUGUCAACCUGAGGAGAGACCGCAUUGACAUCCUGUACUGGAAAUAUUAAGUUGAUUGUAGUUCAGUAUGUGAGGAACUACAAGGGAGACGAACCGUACCGUUCCAGUUACGAUUGAGGCAUAUAAGACUAUAACAUCAUUGGGGUGAGUCUGUCUGGACUACCGGGCAAAUAAUCCCCUGGGUCCUGUUCAGCAUGAAGUGAAUCGUGGCAGGGUGCUGAUCUUGAGUCUGCUAUCCUCAGCUCUCGGUCUCACAGACGUCCAGUUUUCAAGAUUGUCCCCUUGGGGUUGUCUCCGUUACAUUACUCUCUUCAAGUGAGAUCAACAAGAAAUCAUUAAGACGCAGGCAACAUGUAGGACCAUGGUAUUCCUGUCCAAAUGGAAAUUGGAGUCGGUUCGUCGAGCGUAGUGCCAGGGACAGCAAAUCGUUUGAUUGUUUACCAGAGGAAAGCGAACAAGUGCACCGGACGGCACCGUGCGGCUGCAACAGUGCUAGCGUACCAGACACUGGGAAUAGACGCUGUGCUAUCAGGGUGCGAUAGCAGGGAUGACCUCACGCGUACGCACACCUGACUGGGGUUCAGCGUAACUACAAGUGGAAUAUCAUUGGAACCGAACUUGGAAUAUACGAAGAGGGAACUCUGUACUUCAAUCCGCAGCUUACCACAACAAUAGAUGCACAUUUGACUGGCUGAAUUAACGCACCGUUAUAAUCCAUAAAACCCAGAGAAUUGUACCUUGGCGUCAUGGAUUUCUACUGGGUCGGAUUUUUCCUUUGGAUGUGUUGUCUUCCAACCGUCCUGACCCGACCAGAAACAGUCAGGAUAGUGGGUGGAAUUUUCGACAAAAGCCCUGAAACGAGUAACGCCGAGAGAGCUUUCACCUUCGCCGUCGAACGCUUCAACACCCAGCACUACGUCAACGACACGACCCUGGUGGCAGACGCCGUGCAAGUGGCGAGCAACGACACCUUUGAUGCCACCAAAACAGUUUGUCAACUGCUCUCCAAGGGCGUGGCCGCCAUCUUUGGGCCGGCAUCGCAGGAUAGCGCCAUGGCCGUGGGGUCGGUCUGCAGGUCGAUGGACGUCCCGUUCGUGGAAACGAGGUGGGAGUUUGAAGCGCGCGAAAGCCUGGUGACCUCCAUCAACCUCCAUCCCAGCAACAGGCACAUCAGCCUGGCUAUCAAGGAUAUCGUGCUCUCCUACCACUGGACGACAAUCACGAUCGUAUACGAGGAGGAGUCUGCCCUAACACGCCUACAGGAGGUCCUUCACGCCUCGGCAGAGCCCAUGAAAGUCAAGGUAACGGUGUACCGUAUCCCCUCCCGGCCCGACAUGCGGGAACUACUGAAGGAGAUCAAGCGGUCUGGGGCCCGUCACAUCAUCAUCGACUGUCGCAGCCAGACGCUGCCACUGCUUCUCGAGCAGAUUAUGGAGAUGCAGAUGUUGCGGAGUUAUUAUCACUACUUAUUCACGUCAAUGGACCUUACUCUACUUAACAUGUCCCGAUACAGCGGAGACGGUGUUAACAUCACAGCCGUCCAUCUCCAUGAUACGGAGAGCGCAAAGUUCCACCAAGUGGCCUUGGACUGGCGCUCGCAGUUCCCCGAAGCCGACACACACCCCAUGGAAAUGGGAUUAACGACGGAGGCUAUGUUGAUUAUUGAUGCUGUUCACGUCUUGGCCGAGGCGUUAACAUCGCAUUUGGGUCGAAAUAUGUCUCUCCAGCGUCUGUCCUGCUUCCACGGCCACAAAAAAUCCUGGGACUACGGUCUGUCCUUCUUCAACUACAUCAAAAGUGUUACCUUGAAGAACGGUCUGACGGGAGAGGUGAACUUCAGCAUCAACGGCGGGCGAGAUAAUCCCAAGAUAUUCAUCUCCGAGCUCUUUGACACGAGCGGAUUGAAGCAGAGGGGAUUCUGGAAUACGUCAAGGCAAGUCCACCUGAAACCACGAGAUAUAACCAGCGUUGGUGACCUUUCAACGUAUUACAACAGGACACUAAUUGUGACAACUAUCAGAGAGCAGCCGUACGUCAUGUACAGGGAAACCGACAAAGAAGGCGUGCCGGUCACAGGCAACGACCGUUACUAUGGCUUCUGCAUUGACAUGCUGAAGAAGAUCUCGGAGAUCCUCCAUUUCUCCUACAAGAUAGUGGAGGUGGAGGACAACAACUACGGCUCAGAACUGGAAUCUGGAAGGUGGAACGGUAUGGUAGGGGAACUUAUGGAGAGGAAAGCUGACCUUGCAGUGGCUCCACUCACCAUCACCUACAGCAGGGAGCAAGUCAUCGACUUCUCCAAACCCUACAUGCAUCUGGGUAUCACCAUCCUGUACCGGAGCCCCGAGCCCCAGAACCCUGGAGUCUUCUCCUUUCUGAACCCACUCUCAUUCGAUGUCUGGCUGUACGUGGUCCUGGCCUUCUUCCUGGUUAGCAUCACCCUCUUCCUGUUGGCCCGGUUCAGCCCUUACGAGUGGUACAACUCCCAUCCCUGCAACCCGGAAUACGACGAGGUCCGGAACCAGUUCAACCUCACCAACUGCCUGUGGUUCUCCUUUGGCGGGCUCAUGCAACAGGGCUCGGAGGUCAACCCGCGAGCCUUCUCCACCAGGGUUUUGAGCGGCUUCUGGUGGUUCUUCUCCCUCAUCCUCGUGUCGUCCUACACCGCCAACCUGGCUGCCUUCCUGACGGUAGAACGGAUGGUGUCGCCCAUCAGCAGUGCUGAUGAUCUCUCAAAGCAAACAGAGAUUGAAUACGGCACAAGAAGCGGCGGAUCCUCAGAAACAUUUUUCAGGCGAUCGAAAAUCCCAACCUACCAAAAAAUGUACGAGUUCAUGAGUGCCCGACCACACGUCUUCUCGAAAACGUACGACGAAGGGAUCGAGAGAGUUCUGAACUCCAAGAACUAUGCUUUCCUGCUGGAGUCCACCACAGCGGAAUACCGUAUCUCCCAGCACUGCAAAAAUCUGACCCUGAUUGGAGGCUUGCUGAACUCCAGAGGUUAUGGUAUUGGCACACCACUUGGCUCAGCGCUUCGGGACGAGAUCACCAAGGCCAUCCUAAGUCUCCAAGAGGACGAGACGAUAAUCCGCCUCAAGCAGCAGUGGUGGAAGUCGGCCAACUGCCAGAACAACAACGCCAACCAAAAGGAGGACGCCAACGAGCUGGGCGUGAAGAACAUUGGUGGCAUCUUCCUGGUUCUCAUCUCAGGGUUGGUGGCCAGCGCCAUGGCAGCCGUGGCCGAGUUUGUGUGGAAGUCGCGGCAAAAUGCUACGCUUGACAGCAAAUCGCUUUGCGGGGAGAUGAUGGCGGAGAUGAGGUUUGCCUGCCGAUGCAACAAAAGACGGAAUAGUAAGCCGGUAAUAGAACACAAGUACAUCCCCACCGCAGCCUACCCUGCGUCAGGAAUGAAUGGACAAGCCAUACAAAUGGCAGAGACGGUAGCUUGAUGACUUCUCGACUAAGGGUAUUACUGACUAAAACUAGGUCUGUUGACUCAGUGGAUAGAUCUGCAGUGAGCCUUAUUUACAGCCAGAGGAGAAAACAAGGAUAUAUAGAUUGGGAUCGGCAGAGACUACACAUUACCAGCUGAUGUGAGAAACUGGAGAGAUUUGGAAGAAGCCUGCUGAUUCUUCUGGACGUGAAUGCCUAGAGCAGAAUGUGCACGAAGCGAUCAGAGGGAAAUCAUUCUCUUCUUGUGUCGCGGUUGCUUUCAUUCAGAGCAGCACUUGAUAGCUGAUGGUAUUCAGUUUUAGUCUAGGUCUUCCAAAAUUUGCAUCUAAUACAUACAUACCGUCCCAUAGCGUCGCAAGGCAAGCUCUCCGGCGGAGCUUAAAAGGCAUCGUGAUCCAGCAGGGAAGUAUACAUGAAUCCACGAUCAUUUAGAAAGGUGUUUCCCAUAGCCAGCUGGAACCUGGAACGAUUGCUGGCUGGAACUAUGUCUUAUUCCGUGUCCUUUGAAGGAAGCAGCCCAAAGGUGUUGACAUUUUGCCAAAGAGGACGUCCCAGUCGCGAGGCUUGUACAACAGAAUCAUUCACCUUUAGUGACAGUCCCAAACUGCGUACUCAGUCACCAGUUGAGAGUGUAAUGUCGUUUCGGAUUAACAAGUACAUGUAAUGUCACUGUGGACAAUAAGUCAGUCUAAUCUUUGACAAGAAUAUUUUACAAACGAUGACUCUGCAGCUCCAAAGGUCUGCAACAGGGUAUCACCGAUAUUAGACGGGGCAAUGAUAACUUCAAAGUCGAGCAAAAGCCACCAAUGAUGAAACAUUAUCAUCGGCUCAACAUUAAACUUUUUAAAAACAUGGCUGGCCAUGUACUUUUCUGGAGUUCAUUGAGAAGGAAGAUGUAAACUAAUAAUUCGCUGACGUCAAGAGGUUCCAACAUGUCUAGGCGGCAAAAAACGUGAACCUAUGAAGCAGCGUUGUAAAGAUGCAGACGACACUCAGUGAUUGUGCAGUCUCCUUGAUACAGGGUAGUGUCAACUAGCGAUACUGAGAACCAGCUGUCUAUCUUUGAUGUUGCUGAUGGCUCUCGAUUUAUCUAGGAACCAUCAGUUUUAGAAGGUCCACCAACCGUAAGCUACGGUGAUUCUCCCCCAUUUGGGCAUUUCAGUCUUUCCUCAUCAUCAGUGAAUUAUGCAAAUUGUUUGGAGGAAUACAAGCUUCCACAAUCUUCCCCAUCUGCGCUGAUUGAUUAAUUUGGUGAUGUACAUAUGAUGAUCUUUGAUCACAUGAUCACCACGUGUCUCUGGACACUUAACAAGGACCUUUCCUUCGCCAAGCCUGAUAAAAGGCUAUCUGUAGUGAGUGUGUUUUUAUUCUGUAAUUGAACUUAAAAUUAUGAGAUAGCAACGAUACCGGUACCGGCUAUAAGAGCACUAGAGGUUCUGAAGAUGCUACCCGUAGAAGAAUCACAUGGCACGAAUUUCCUGAUCUUUCCCUCAGUUAUAUAUCCCUUUGUACACCGACGAAAACCUUGUGCUCUCAUUUACUAUAUCGGGGCAAACCUGUAAAGAAAACCUUUUUGUAAAGAAAAUGUGCAAAAGGAUAACGAUCUUUAUUCAGAGCUUAGUUUGAACAUAUGACAGGACUGCAUAAAAAUCAAAUCUAUUUCCUACUAAUCUGUCAGAUAGGAAAGGUGUCACGUUCGUUAAACGCACAGACGGAAAAGCUACGGUAGCUCGAUAUUUAAAAGAUAUAUAUUUUGGUUUGCAUGCCCUAUGUAUCAGCAAUAUACACACCCAUUGAACCAGUGGCUGUGCAAAUCUGUACAUGCAUGUAAAAUUAUGUAAAAAGCUACAAAAGAAAUUUUAUAAAGAAAGUAAGUUUUCUACAACCUACCUUGAUUUCUUGUGUUACUAUGUAUAUAAAAAAUAUACGCAAUUGCUCGGAGAAAAUAUAUGGUGUUUCACUGCUGGCAACAAUUGCUGUGUAUUGCAAUACUUCCAUUAAUUAUGGUGUUGAAGAGUUGGGUUGAGAAAGGAGAGUAAAUGGAGUAUUUCUUUGAUGUGACAUAUUUUUGCUGUUAAUCGAAUUGGAGCAAAAAAGCCCCACCCAUUUGGAUGAAGGUACUUCUUAAUGCUCUCUCUCUCUCAGACUGGGGGAUAAAAUAAUGGUAUCACUUUCCUGAAUGCCAUAGUCACAGCCAACGUGCGUGCAUUCGUGCUAGAUAUUGUAAAGGCCAGUUCGUGCUUCAGGCGAAUGCUAAAACGAAGCGAAUUUGACGUCACGAAAAAUUUGCAUCGAAAUUUCUCCCGACUUGGAGUCUGUUUAACUUUUGCGAAUUAGCAAUGCAAGUAUUUGAUCUGACGCCACAAAAUUCGCGUUCAAAAUUCGCGUUAAUAGCUCGCUAUUAACCGGCCUUAAUAAAGUUUCCCUUUAAUAACAAAACAAAGUAAAUAACAACAAACGGCAAACCCUUUUUUCAUUCUUUUCAUAAGUGUAGUACUGUUAUGAUUUGGGGGCCAUAAGCACUUUAACUCGGUCAAUGUAUUGGUACAGAUGCGUUUCAUAGUACUAAAGUUACGUGCUAAAGAGUGCAUGAAUUAAUUGAACACAACUGAAAAUACUUCUUCAAGUCAAACAUCUGUUAAUUUAAUGUAAUUAAAGGCAUAUCAGCCUUUUGUGUGAAACUGACAUGAUUUCUUAAGGCUGUUUUUUUCAGAUUUUGAAAACUAAAUUAUUUGCUGAUUUGAAUAUAUAUAUCCUUUGUGUGUAAUUGACGUUGAAAGUGUUUGUACGUUCAAAGCAGAACGAAAAAAAAAUAUAUAUACCAAUAACACACCACUCCUAUUUUGGGCCAACUAAGCAAUUUGGUAUUGAUACUAAUCACUUUGAGAUUAUUUUUUCCGCUUGGAAUGAUGAAAUGUGAUUACUGACUUUUCCCAUGCUCGACAAAGCAAGACGCUAUGUUAUUGUUUCGCAUUAUUUUCGAAAGAGAAGAACAGUCCUAAACGUUGUUUCAAAAGGGAAUUGGAAUAGAACGGAAAGUGUUGUUCCUUCGCGGAUUAGAAAUUUCUGAAGUUUCGGUUUCAUUGAUGAUCAGUUUUAUCCUUGAAUGAUUUCUUUCUUCUGGCAGUAUGCAUAAAUUCUGCGUAUGACAUAGUGUACUGUUUUCGUUUUAGAAAUGCCUGGUGCACCUCUAUCGCAAUCGUUUUACAGAAUGAAUAUAAAGAAGUAAAGUUGGCUUGAUUGUUGCUUGCUUCCCUGUUUUGUCUGUUAACUUUGCUUUCUUUAUACUUUUAUUGCCUAUAAGGUAAAUUGGCAUAGUUUUGAAUCAAAAUUAAACUUUUUUGCUUAAUGAGAAAUUACCUUCAGCAUCAUUUUUAAUUUCACCGAGAAUGCCUUUUAAAGCAACAGAAUAUACAAGAGUUUUUCCUGGUUUUCCUCUGCAAAUUUCAGGUAAAUUAAAAUUUGUCUUGCCCAAAAUUGAAUAAAAUGACCAAGGUUCAAGCCUUACCUUUUCUGUAAAAGUUGGCUAAGUUGCAUUUUCCUGAAUGACAUGGAAAUUCCUCUUCAAGUAUCAGGAAUAUAUAUGAGGAAAGGUUGCCCUACAUUGUUUACUUAUUUGAAGUUCAAAUUUUCGUAGAAUUUCACUAUUUUUUAGAAAACAAUCAAGACGAGUUAAAACACUCUGCCUUUUCUCUAUUAAUUUAGGCAAUUUCAAAUGCCAUUAUUUCUAGCCCUAAACUGAAUAAAAUUGCAAUGAAAUUCA
Molecule: messenger RNA, 8218 nt
Organism: Acanthaster planci (crown-of-thorns starfish)
Lineage: Eukaryota; Metazoa; Echinodermata; Asteroidea; Valvatida; Acanthasteridae
Product: glutamate receptor ionotropic, kainate 2-like
Biological process (GO): monoatomic ion transport
Cellular component (GO): membrane
Molecular function (GO): signaling receptor activity; ligand-gated monoatomic ion channel activity
Source: RefSeq, a predicted model, not a curated record